AUGAGGGGGCUCGGGGCCAUCGCCGUGCUGGGGGCGCUGCUGAUCCUGGCUCAGGCUCAGAGGAGAGCCGCCGGGCGGGGCCGCAGCCGCGGGCGGGGCCCGGCCUGGGGCGGGCAGGGGCGGCCGGGGCCCUUCGGAGCCUGGGACUCGGCGCUGUACCCGCCCUGGCAGCGCGACAGCCGCGACUGCUGGACAGGUGGCGAUGUCACCUUCGACAUCAGCAACGACGCGCCGACGCUGGCGGGCGCCCAGGCCACGUUCUCCAUCGCGCUGCGCCUGCCGGGCACCCAGCGGGCACUGCCCGACGGCCGCGUGGUCUGGGGGCAGAACUGCACUGUCAACGGCACGCAGGUGACACGGGGGGACCCGGUGUUCCCGGAGCAGCCGGACGCCACCGGGACCUUCCCGGACGGGACCCCCCCCUGCCCCGGGGGCCGGCGCGGGAAGUUCGUCUACGUCUGGUGGACCUGGGGGCGGUACUGGCAGGUGCUGGACGGGCCGGUGUCACAGCUCACCGUGGACACCCAGGGGGUGCCACUCGGCUCCUACACCAUGGAGGUCACCGUGUACCACGCCCGGGGACGGCAGAAAUUCGUCCCCAUCGGCCACGGCAGCAGCCAGUUCAGUGUCACCGACCAGGUGCCGCUCUCGGUGGCGGUGUCGCAGCUCCCGGGCGCGGUGGCGGUGCCCGGUGGCGGUGCCUUCGUGCGGAACCGCGCGGUGGCGUUCGCGGUGCGGCUGCACGACCCGAGCCGGUACCUGCGGGACGCCGACGUGUCCUUCUCGUGGGACUUCGGCGACCAGAGCGGGACCCUCAUCACCCGCAGCGCCACCGUCACGCACACCUACCGCGACACCGGCACCUUCUCGGCGCGCCUGGUGCUGCAGGCCGCCAUCCCGCUCCGCCCCUGCGGGCCCAGCACGGCCCCCGCGGCCACCACCGGGGCUGCCACCGAGCCCGCGGCCACCACCGGGGCUGCCACCGAGCCCGCGGCCACCACCGGGGCUGCCACCGAGCCCGCGGCCACCACGGCCGCGCCCGCCGCGGGGGGACAGAGCACGGCCUCCGGGGAGCCGGCGGAGCCCACGGGGGGCUCGGCAGCGGAACCGUCGGACCCGGCUGUCACCGAGCCCGCUGUCCCCGUUGUCACCGAGCCCGCUGUCACCGAGCCCGCUGUCCCCGUUGUCACCGAGCCCUCCGUCCCCUCCGCCACCGACCCCGCCGCCACCGAGCUCUCGGUCCCCGCUGUCACCGCCAGCGCCGCUCCCGUCGCCUCCUCCGCGUCCCCCACUGCCGCCACCGCGCCCGGGGCCACCGCUGUCCCCUCUGUCCCCUCUGUCCCCUCGGUGGAAGCGACGGCGGCUGCAGGUGCGGCGACAGCCGGAGGCGCGGGUGACGUCACAGCUGCUGCCACAGCUGGAUCGGCCACAUCUGGAUCGGCCACAUCUGGAUCGGCCCCCGAUGCCACCGCCGCGGCCACGCUCGCUGUCACCGCAGAUGCCACCGCGGGAGCCGCCGCUGUGUCCCUGGCGGCUGCCACGUCUGGAGCCACAUCUGGGCCAACAUCUGGUGCCACAUCUGGCGCCACGCCUGGCACCACAGCCCAGCUGGCACUGGUGAAGCGCCAGGCGCCGGUUGGGGACGUGCCCUGUGUCCUGUACCGCUACGGCACCUUCGCCACCCAGCUGGACAUCGUCCAGGGCAUCGAGAGCGUGGCCAUCGUGCAGGUGGUGCCCGAGGGCGGCGGGGGCAGCAGCGUGGAGCUGACGGUGACGUGCGAGGGAGGGGUGCCGUCGGAGGUGUGCACGGUGGUGGCGGACGCCGAGUGCCGCGCGGCCGAGGCCGAGUCGUGCUCGCCGGUGUCGCCGUCGCCGCCGGGCUGCGAGCUCGUGCUGCGCCAGGACUUCAACCGCAGCGGCCUCUUCUGCCUCAACGUGUCCCUGGCCAACGGCAACGGGCUGGCCGUGGCCUCCACCCGCGUGGCCGUGGGAGGAGCCAGCCCGGCCAGCGGUCACACCACGCUGUUCGUGGCACUCGUGCUGGUGGCGGCCGCCCUGGGCACGGCCGCGUGCACCUACAGACGGGCCAAGUCGCCGUCGCUGUCGCCGGUGUCCCCUGCCGUGUCCCGCUCGCGGCCGUGGCUGUCCCCGAAUGUCCCCGCGGUUCGGCGGCUGCUGCAGCGCGCCCUGGGGGCGGCCCCGAGCGGCGAGAGCAGCCCCCUGCUCCGGGCCCGCUCGGUCUAGGGACCCCCGCCCCAAAAACCCCACCCCGAACAAUCCCCCCGGAGCUGGGGACAGGCUUGGGGACAGACGUGGUGGCCUUGGUGGCACCGGGAUUAAAGCUGCGAUGCGCCCCAA
Molecule: messenger RNA, 2358 nt
Organism: Melospiza melodia melodia
Lineage: Eukaryota; Metazoa; Chordata; Aves; Passeriformes; Passerellidae
Product: melanocyte protein PMEL-like
Biological process (GO): melanosome organization
Cellular component (GO): melanosome; plasma membrane
Source: RefSeq, a predicted model, not a curated record